AUGUUACGAGGAGUUAUCCCGUACGUCGCAGCCGGUGCUGGCGUGCUUUUUGUCGGGUACUGUAUUUACUUCGACAAGAAGCGGCGAAGUCACCCGGACUUCAUGAAAAAUCUAAGAAAAAAAAGAAUGGAACAAAAGGCUCGAGAGGCUCAAAAGGCAUCUUCAUUUCCUAUGCCUCCCAUUAAUGAUCAGUCCGCAAUGCAGAGAUUUUUCCUUGAGCAAAUACAGCAAGGAGAGACAGCUCUAAGUAUGGGUGCUGUUGAUGAAGGCGUCAAACACUUUGCUGUUGCCGUUUCUGUCUGUGGUCAGCCUAAUCAGUUGUUGCAGGUGCUCCAACAGUCACUAUCCCCACCAGUCUUCCUCCGACUCAUUGAGAUCCUGCCAUCCGUCCAGUCCAAAUUCAAGACAAUGGCCGCCAGCCGUUCAUCGUUCGGGCGCGAAAUCGAAGAGGAACUGGAGUAA
Molecule: messenger RNA, 462 nt
Organism: Trichobilharzia szidati
Lineage: Eukaryota; Metazoa; Platyhelminthes; Trematoda; Strigeidida; Schistosomatidae
Source: the annotation of a GenBank genome assembly